AUGUCUGACACCGAAGACGACCCCGUCGUCGCUUCCUACGACGUCUUCCUCACGGAUUCGGACAUCUCUCGCUAUGUCUUCCAAUACCUUGAUCGACAUGUCGACCUUCCUUACAAUGAGAGCAACAACCAAUGUCCCAUAUCGCUCAAAAUGAAGCCCGAAACUGGUCUGGUCGAGGUUGAUAUCCCGAUCAGCACCCGCUCGAACUACGACGUGAACAAGGGCUUGCGCUACGGCGAAGCAGUAAAGAAGAGUCGUUCUGCGCGGGACGGUGGCUCUUAUGGAAUGUCUGGCGGAUUCACCGCUGGCAGUGGUGCAGCGGGCACGGGCGGAAGAAUGAAGACAGAACCCGGCGGCGACGUGGAAGUGUUGGAUAAUAAGAGGGUGGUUGACUCGAAUGCGUUGAUGCGAACACAAGCACUCGCCGGUCGAGUAAAGCCCGCGGAAGAAGGCGAUCCAGUUUAUAUGCUGGCUACAUUCAAAGAUAAAAACUUGCAUCUGUCUCCCAUUUCAUCCGUUGUCCAAUUCCAUCCACAACUUCACCAUCUGGAUGCACUCGAUGAAAUGCCAAAGGCGAAAGGCCUGCGCGGGAAAAAGGAUGACGACGAGCGUCCUGCUCCCGAGACCGAGGCACGCGCAAUUGAUAUUAAGGUUAAGGCUGCUGAGGAUGGCGAAACGACCCAGACUGCGGGUAAUUUGGAUAUUCUCAAGCAGAUGCAAGAAGAGAAGUGGACGAAGUAUGGCUGGAUUGAUGCCGAGACGGAGGAAUCGUGGUACACAUAUGAGAGCUUUAUGCUUUAUGACGAAAGCAUUGGCCCUCAAACCCUGGAAGCUAGCCUUGAUUCGGAAGAGUACCUGGAUAAAAUGAGUGCUCCGAGAAUCGAUCCUGCACGUCCGGAUCUGACUGGAUGGGCUAUGAAGGAGAACCGAAAGAGACAGAGAGAAGCCCAAGGCGCAAAGGGAGACCAAUGA
Molecule: messenger RNA, 972 nt
Organism: Penicillium brevicompactum
Lineage: Eukaryota; Fungi; Ascomycota; Eurotiomycetes; Eurotiales; Aspergillaceae
Exons: 3
Coding region: 1-972 (323 amino acids)
Biological process (GO): DNA-templated transcription
Cellular component (GO): nucleus; RNA polymerase III complex
Source: RefSeq, a predicted model, not a curated record